GCCCGGAGUGUGCACAAGAUUAAGGAGUUGGACCCUCGAUUCCACGAGCCACUCGCACGGGCGGGACUACUACCUUUCGCUCUCAUGAUGGCCGGAGCUCCCAUGGAGGUCGGUGGUAGGACACCUCUGCCGGCAAUUGAUGAGGCACUGCUCACAGUUCUCGUCGACCGCUAGCGUCCUGAGGUGCACACUUUCCACUUUCCUUUUGGUGAGAUGGCAGUAACACUGAGGGACGUGGCCAUGCUGACCGGGCUGCCAAUCAGGGGUGCCCCGUUAAUAGUUUCGCGACCCGCAAGGGAGCAGUGGAAGGGUUAUGUUGCGGAUAGGUUUGGUGUGCAAUACGACAGGAAGGAUGCUGGCCUCUCCAUGUCCUGGGUUCAUGGGCUGACACAGUUCGGUCCAUGCCCACUGGAUGCGGACGAGAAUACACUUAUGCAACACUAUAAGGUGUACUUAUACGUCCUGCUCGGAGGCAUCAUGUUCUGCAACACGGCAGGCGAUUAUGUCGUCCCACAUAUUGUAUGGUUAGCAGCCCACCUCGCGUCACAUCCUUAUGAGCCUACAUCUUACAGUUGAGGAUCUGCAGUGUUGGCUGCAACCUACA
Molecule: messenger RNA, 604 nt
Organism: Phragmites australis (common reed)
Lineage: Eukaryota; Viridiplantae; Streptophyta; Magnoliopsida; Poales; Poaceae
Product: protein MAIN-LIKE 1-like
Exons: 2
Coding region: 214-576 (120 amino acids)
Source: RefSeq, a predicted model, not a curated record